Messenger RNA from Penicillium arizonense, 1458 nucleotides. RefSeq lists its product as uncharacterized. NCBI's taxonomy places the organism in Eukaryota, Fungi, Ascomycota, Eurotiomycetes, Eurotiales, Aspergillaceae. The transcript has 2 exons. The record is from RefSeq and is a predicted model, not a curated record. The coding region runs from base 1 to 1458 and encodes 485 amino acids.
AUGAAUGUCUGGUCAGGAUCUAUCAUAACCAAUUCGGACUGCAAGUUGGAAGGGAUUCGUUUAAUUGAUCCAAACUCUUACUGGCAUUCCGAACUAUCAAAAGAAUCUCAACUAAGCCUCCGAAGCUUUGUCAACCCAGCACUCAUUCCACUCCAUGCACGCGCAGGCCCGAACCUCGAACUACACACGAGCCAUGCGGGGACGUCACAAUGGCUCAAAGACAAGCUUACGGGCUCCAUUUGGUUAAAUGAGGAAGAUCCAGCCCUUCAACAAUCCCUGCAAUGCCCAGUCGGCCUACUAGUCAGUGUUGACGGCAACACAAAAACUGGCGGCGCAGCCACAACAAACCUCCUAGUCUACGGCGUAUUAGCCAGCGCAGCAGACACACGCCCACCUACACCACCACACUCCUCCCCCUCAGAGCUACCAGACCCAACAGUCACAUCACGGAGGGUUCCAUAUGAACUGCGCAUCUAUGCCGCACCACUAUCAACCUCGCGCCUCGCCCAGGCCCAAGCCUACCCAUCCCCACCACCAAGCGCAGACGGCGAACACACCAUACAAAAUACCCGGCAUGCCGAAUUCCUCCCGGAUAUCAGCUCCCCAAGCCCAAAACGCAAACGGGUAGCUACCCUUUUCGAAGUCGCCGCACAGCACCACCGCCGCGUCCGCCAGCGAGGCGGCGAAGCCGUCUCACAACUAAUGGCACCUUCGCGCCCUCUCUCCUCAUCCCAGAACCUGCAGUCCUUGCGCAUAAAGCGCGAGCCUGAUGAUGACCAUCCCUCUCUCCCAUCUCUUGAUAGGAUCGCACAUGCGCGCCGUUCUCGGUCCGUGUCCAUCGGCGCGAAUCUACACCGUCCAGGUAGUGUGCGCGGCGCACGCGCAACAGCAGAUCCGCAAAAGCGCGCACCAACCCCGAAUCCGUUCUUGGACUCUAGCUCUGGAUCUGGACCUGGACCUGGUUCUAGACCUGGAUCUCGACGUGAAACACUACAAUCACAACAACAACCAUCCGCUCUGUCAACAGAAGAAAAACCAACCCCAAUACCGGGCUCACCAUCCAAAGAUCCCGAAACCGUAAUAGCAGAAAACAAAAACCUAAUUACGCGCACGAUAUUGACCUGUAUGCGUCUCUACGGCUUCCACCGCGCAAAUAAUACACGCACAGCAUCAAUGAGCAAACCACCCGGCGGAGCCGCAGAUGCAGAAGUCGAUGGUUCGGGUACGACACCAGCGCCUGAAUCUUUGCGUGCUGAGACGCCUGCGCCGGGUGUUUCUGCUGAUGAUGAUGAGUUCAAGGCUAUGUAUCAUGCCACAUAUAAGGCUGCUGCUUUUGCGUUGAGGAGGUAUUUGAAGACGGCGUUGGCUGGGUCUGGGCCGGGGCCGGUUAUUUUGCAGAAGGAGAAGGCUAUGACUUGUAUUGAUGAGUUAUUGAGGCUUUUUUGUGAGGAGCAUUGA